AUGGUAGGUUUUAUGAUGGGUAGUGCCAGUAGGAUGGAUCAUGCUUUCAUUACAAGCAGUCGGAACACUUUAAAAAUGAUUAACCUUAUCGAGAAUAUGGUCAUGCUAGAGCUUUACGAUCGGGUGCACAAUUUCAGUAAAUUGGUGAAUACAAAGUACGUGAUACAUAUACAUGCUAGACUUCAUGAGGUUUUACCAACACUGGACAAUGGUCGUCAUCCACAGCUAGAGGCAGAGGUCAGAGAGGACUACUAUUUGCCAGAGGCGAGGCUUUGUGUUCCUGCAAAUGAAGAGCUGAAAAGGCAAGUACUAGAUGAAGCUCAUAGUUCUGCAUAUACUAUGCACCCCGGUAGCACCAAGAUGUACCAUACCCUGAAAAAGCAUUAUUGGUGGGCAGGGAUGAAAAGAGAAGAUGCUAAAUAUGUAUCCAAGUGUUUCAUUUGCCAAUAA
Molecule: messenger RNA, 450 nt
Organism: Ziziphus jujuba (common jujube)
Lineage: Eukaryota; Viridiplantae; Streptophyta; Magnoliopsida; Rosales; Rhamnaceae
Exons: 2
Coding region: 1-450 (149 amino acids)
Source: RefSeq, a predicted model, not a curated record